Rosa rugosa (rugosa rose) is the source of this 1606-nucleotide messenger RNA. RefSeq names its product mitochondrial dicarboxylate/tricarboxylate transporter DTC-like. The coding region runs from base 658 to 930 and encodes 90 amino acids. The transcript has 6 exons. The record is from RefSeq and is a predicted model, not a curated record. NCBI's taxonomy places the organism in Eukaryota, Viridiplantae, Streptophyta, Magnoliopsida, Rosales, Rosaceae.
UACAAAUAGCCCAUAUAAGGACACCAUAUGAGGACACUUUUUGACCGGGGUGUCCUAAUAAGCUUACGAGGACGACUUGAGAAAACAGGAGCAAAAUACUGCUGCCCCGCCUAUUUUUUUUCAUCAAAAGUUAAACUUCCCACUUCUGUUUUUCCCAAACAUAUUCGCACUUUGGCCUCUAUUUUACAGUUGACCUCUUUCUUCUCUACUCUCUCUCUCUCUCGCUCUCUGCAUCUCUUGAUCUCUUCCUCGUCGAACAGAUUGGAGCUCUGAUUCCUUAGCUCUGAGCAAAACAAAUCUCACCACAGCUGGGUACUUCUCUCUCCUCCUCUAUCUGUCUAUAUCUUUUUCUUCUCGCCAGAUCUAUAUGCUCCAUCCAGAUCAUAACGUGACGGUGGCUUUCUCCUAUAUCCAUAUCGGAAUUAGAUGAUGCGAAGCCCAAACCUCAAGGUCAAAAAUCCUCUCAGCAAUGCCGCCACCGUUGUCUCUCUCCAAAUCCCCAACCUCGCCGCUAUCCCUAGACGCCUCCGACCCCGUCCGCGAUGCCAUUGAGGAGCUCCAGCGCCGCCAGCGCACCAAUGUUGUGCGAUUGAGAACCUCUGUCGGAGCUUUCUGCUAACAUAUGGUGUCAGAGUUGGAACUGAGAUUUUGCUUCGCAUGUUUAAGCUGUCUCGCAGACAGUCCUACUCUUCCUUGCUCGAUCUUAAGUGCAAUCUGCAACAAGGGAUGGAGGGAAAUCCUAUCGCUGAAAUCAUCCAACCCAUCGAUAUGAUGAAGUUGAGAAUUCAAUUGGGUCUGGGAUCAGCUGGACAAGUUGCCAGGACCAUGAUCAAGGAGGAGGGUUUUGGUUCAUUGUAUAAGGACCUGAGUAACCAACCUAGGUUAUUGCAAACCCAACUUUCCGAAAUGAAGAAGAGAUUAAGCUGUUGAACGAACCCUGAUAAGAUCAACAAUGUAGAUCAGUUGGGGCAAAUGGAAGAUUCAAUUCGAGAAUCGCGUAACCAGAUUCAAACACAUAAGGUAUCAUCCUGCUUCAGUUGUGGAUCUCAUUAUAAGAAAUUAUGUGUAUGCCCUGCUGAUGUUAGGAUUGUGCUGUUUGAAUAAUGUCACAUGAUUAAUCUUUUGUAUAAUUGUGAAAUUCUAUGGUUAAGCGGUAGAUUUCUUUUCCAAUUAUGAUGUUUAAAUAUAUACUUCUCUCUCUCCAUCAUCAUCAUCAUCAUAUGUUGCAGUACUUUGAAAGUAUAUUUCCCCCCUGUACUAAUCUCUAUUGAAUUAAGUUACAUUGUAUUCCAUUCUACACUGUCCUGAAUUAAGUUACAUUGUAUUCCAUUCUACUCUAUUGAAUUAAGUUACGUUUUUCAUUCUACUCAAAAGUUGGAUUUCAUAAUUUCUGUUUUAGCAUGGUGACACUGUUUGUGGGUAGUAUAGCUUUAUUUCCUGUGUUCUAUAUAAAUAGAUUCAUUAUAAUCUUUGACCUCCAUAUUCUGACAAUAAAUUUCUCUGAUCAGUAACCUCUUCUAGAAAAUGAAGGAUUUCUCAUAGAAAAAUUAGGAACAAGUUAUUCUGUUCUCUCUGUCUGUUUGUACCUCUGUCUCUUUCCCUCUCU